Molecule: messenger RNA, 3004 nt
Organism: Formica exsecta
Lineage: Eukaryota; Metazoa; Arthropoda; Insecta; Hymenoptera; Formicidae
Gene: lovit
Product: proton-associated sugar transporter A
Exons: 9
Coding region: 856-2745 (629 amino acids)
Biological process (GO): transmembrane transport
Cellular component (GO): membrane
Molecular function (GO): sucrose:proton symporter activity
Source: RefSeq, a predicted model, not a curated record
AAAUUGUAUUUUUGUAAGAGAAAAAUGAGACGAGUGGUUUGCAGACAGUGGUUGCGCGUACGUUGCACAUUUUUCAAAUUUUUUUUUUUUUUGUGUCCACACUACAAGUAAAUGAAAAAAGAGGUCUUUUAAAAUCUACCAAGAUUCGUGUCUUGGUUUAAUUUUGUAGCAGCGAUUGACAUUCUAAGAGAAGAUCCAGAAGAUUGAGGCACUGUUAAGGCAUCUUCGUCUUCAUCCGCGAUAUCUAACACGAAGCGGCCGCGAAGACCUACAAAGCGCCGAGCUUUCGUUGCGUGAAUGGCCUUGGUCGAAGCUGCGUAUUAGGCGAUAAACUGUAUCGAUCGCGUUGUCCCCGUAAAACUCAUUCCCAUUUGUGUGUCUCUUUUCAUUUUCCUUUCCGUAAUUUAUUUAUCUAACGAGGUGGAGAGAAAAAAAACGAAGUGAAACGAAUGGACCCCCGUAUUUACUCCAUUUCAGACGUAUUUACGCGGUAAUCGGAUUGCGCUCCGAGAGAGACGUUCCUACUUUAUUGGACAUCGUGUAAACCUCCUAUUACGAGGAAAAUUGCAACGGCAAAGAAUCUUUCGAUUUUUGCUGGCACAAGCAGAACGUUCGCUUCUUCAGAUAGAUAAAUUCCACAAAAUCAUUUCCGGGUAUACGAUUUGUUUAAAGUUGGUCUACAUAUUCGUUCCUGAAAUCAAAUUGUUGACAUUUAUAAUGACAUUUGUACGUAAGAGAGAAAGAAUAUGAAACUUGCCGUUGGAUCAUCUUUUUGAAGGAUAAUGUGUCCCGACACUAUCGAGUGCCCCGUCGUUGUAUCGUUCAUCCUGUAUCGCUCGAGAUAAGAGUCGGAUCAUGGUGGACAAGUUGCACGAAUACGAGGGAUUCGCGGGUAGAAUUCACGGUGUUCGCGAAGCCAUCAAAGAACGAUGGAGUGCGUGGAAGGAAUGGAAAAACGGUCUGAAUCUGGAUCAAGGUCUAGACGGACUGAGGCAUCAUCUACGGGGGCCGCCUAAGCUGGAGCGCACGUUGGAGGACUAUUCUCAUAUCUACAGAAGGAAGACCCGUGCCGAGCUGGUCCGAAUUUCGGCGGCCGUGAUGGGGAUCGAGUUCUCAUACGCGGCGGAAACCGCCUUCGUUUCGCCGACGUUGUUGAAGAUCGGUGUCGAUCACCAACGUAUGACGCUGGUGUGGGCGCUGAGUCCUCUCGUAGGUUUUUUCGUGACGCCUAUCCUCGGCAGUAUAAGCGACCGUUGUAAACUCAAGCACGGCAGGAGGCGACCCUUCAUUCUUCUGCUGGCCCUCGGGGUUUUCAUAGGCCUGAUUCUAGUGCCAAACGGUGAACACAUUGGCUACGUGUUCGGCGAUACGACGUCUCGUACGAACGAGACGAUUCCCCUCGGACAUCGCACAACGGCAAAGUUAGCCAAAGAGGAAGCGUCUGAAUCCGUUGAAAGGGCUUCCUCGCACUCCUGGGGUAUCCUCUUCACGAUUCUCGGCACGGUGCUGCUCGACUUUGACGCUGACGCUUGUCAGAGCCCCGCGAGAGCUUAUCUCCUCGAUGUUACUAUACCCGAGGAUCACGCUAGGGGCUUAAGCACGUUCACCAUAAUGGCGGGUUUAGGGGGCUUCAUGGGCUAUGGUUUGGGCGGCAUCAAUUGGGACGCUACUUCGCUCGGCGUUAUGCUGGGCGGGCACGUGCAAGUGACCUUCACUCUGAUCACGAUUAUCUUCAUCAUUUGUGUCAUAUGCACGAUUACCAGCUUCAAGGAGAUCCCACUCGAGGUACUCGAGAGAGAUCAGUACAGGCAGACGGAAGAAUCGAAGGCAUCGGAGGAAAUUCAAGGGACGGAGAACAAGCGAGACGAGCGCGAGAAGAUCAUCCACGACGAGUCGAAGACAUACGGUGCCCUUGAUGUUGAACGCGAGGCAGAAGCACCGAAGACGGAAGAAUUCACCCUCGAUCCGCAACUCUCCGAUCGUCCUGAAGAUCCAGUUUUCAGAGAUAGUCACGUCAACUACGGCUUCGAGGGUGAAACAAAUCCCAGAGCAACCUUAAAGGAGUAUCUGCUGUCAAUCGUCUACAUGCCACACAGUCUCCGUUUGGUGUGUUUGACGAAUCUGUUUUGCUGGAUGGCACAUGUGUGUUAUUCCCUGUACUUCACGGACUUCGUGGGCGAGGCAGUGUACGGCGGAAAUCCGCGAGCGCCCGCGGACACCAAUGAACGAGAGCUCUACGAGGAGGGAGUGCGAUUCGGAUGCUGGGGAAUGUCUAUGUAUUCGUUGUCCUGUUCAUGCUACUCGCUUAUCAUUGAGCGGCUGAUUCAGCGUUUCCGCGCGCGUAAGGUCUACAUCUACGCGCUGCUCUUCUAUAGCGUCGGCAUGCUUCUGAUGGCCCUAAUGAAACACCAGGUCGGCGUCAUCCUCUUCUCGUGGACCGCCGGUGUCAUGUAUUCCACGCUGUUUACCAUGCCGUAUCUACUGAUUGCGCACUAUCACACGUCCUCGACUUUCGCCCUCACGAGCGACGAGGGCGACGCAAUUUCCGGCGGUUUCGUACGCGGAUUGGGAACCGACGUCGCCAUCGUCUCCUCCAUGGUGUUUCUUGCGCAAUUCUUGCUAUCUUGUUGUCUAGGUACGAUCGUCAACCUCACAGGCUCCACUGCGGCGGUAGUGUAUGUGGCCAGUUUUCUGGCGAUGUGCGGCGCAGCCUCGGCUACGCGAAUCAUGUACCUAGAUUUAUGAAUCUCGGCUCGUAGAUCGACCGAAACUUUGGACGUUAAGCUUAAUCGUAUUGUCUUUGCCAAUUAUAUUUUACUAACAAAUUGUUAAUUAUUAUUAUACGAAACAGCCAAGUGUUUCAAAUAUUACUAUUGUAUUGUGUAUUUUAAUUGUCUAAGCUUUAUCUUUAGUUCCUUAUAACUUAAUUAAUUAACGGACGGAAUUAAAAGGACGGAUGUGCAUACAACAUGUAUAACAUAUAACAAAUAAACAAUCGAUCAAU